Messenger RNA from Nylanderia fulva, 498 nucleotides. RefSeq names its product Ubiquinol-cytochrome c reductase 11 kDa subunit (gene UQCR-11). Gene Ontology annotation, cellular component: respiratory chain complex III. Lineage: Eukaryota; Metazoa; Arthropoda; Insecta; Hymenoptera; Formicidae. The record is from RefSeq and is a predicted model, not a curated record. Gene Ontology annotation, biological process: mitochondrial electron transport, ubiquinol to cytochrome c.
UUGCUUCCUCUUCUUGAAGUUCAGAUUUUAUGGUUAUUGUUAAUGGUUAGCUUUUGCGGAGUUUUUUCCGAAGGAAAAAUUUUAGGCUAACCGAUCUUGAAUAUCGGAAUAUCUCUAAUAAAAUGUCAAUCGUACAGAAUUUUUUCAAACGUUACUUGCCGGUGGUGAAGGCCGACGAUGAAGAAUUGGUGGAUCCGCAAAAAGUACUUCGUGAGGAAUGUGCUUUAGAAGCAAAAUGUGUCAAUUUGCAGGAGAAAUUGAACACAUGCAAUGAUCGUGUUAAUUCGAGAUCCAAUACGGAAGAAACUUGUCUAGAGGAACUUCUUGAUUAUGUGCAAUGUGUCGAUCAUUGCGUCUCAAAGACUCUGUUUAGCAAACUUAAAUAAUUGUACGAUAUUCCCAUAUAAAGACCCAAUUGUUGUUCACAAUGUUGAAACUUAAUUUCUCAAUUAUUGUAUAUAUAAUCUAAUGCUAGUAAAAUAAAAAAUUAAGUUAUUA